AUGGCAGCUCCUCCUCCUCCGCCGCCUCCCCAUGGAGGGCUCUCGCUCUACGAAAACCUCCUCGAUCCAAACGAUAAAUCUUCAGCUUCGGCCACAAUCUCUUCAGCCCCUGUUCUUUAUAAUCAGACAGAAAAUACCCCAGCAGAAACCGCCGUUAAGAAAGCUAUUGAUCCCGCCCUUCGCUUUCAACCUAUACGCCGUCCACAAGUGAAACAGGCAAAACCGAAGCCGACAUUUCCCAAAGCCGCAGCCCCCAAGCAGGCCCUUACUGCUGCAGCCCCAGCUCCUGCACAGGCAAAGACCACGCUUGCCGACUGGGCUGCCACUGAGGACGAUGAGUGGAUGUACGGAAUGGGCGAGAAACGCCAGCGAGGCGGCCGCAAGAAGAAGAAAAGGAGGCAGGACGAAGAUGCAGAAACCAACUGGGACGACAUAUAUGACCCUACAAGGCCGACCAACGUAGAAGAGUAUCUACGCAGCGAUGAGAAGGUUCAAGAAGUUAGAGAUUGGAAGGCCUUGCUCUACAGGCAUCGACGAAAACGCGUUGAAAGCGACCUUUCAGACGAGGAUGAGGAAGCGAACGCUCGACCUGUACCUUCAAAUCAAUUCGCUCCACCCUCCUCUUAUUCCUUUGUGCCUCCACCGCCGCAAUCACCUCCGGCAUCAGCCCCAGCACCUCCGCCAGACGAUGAUGCCUUUGCUCGCCGCCAAGCUCUUUCCCGUAACCAACCAGCUCCACCACCGUCACCACCCCAAACUUCUAACCCUGCCACAAUAUCACGCGCUCCUGUGAGAUAUACCCAAACUCAAGAUGAAAAGAAUACAACAGGAGGUGGUGUGGAAGAUGAUGGGGAUUCUCCACCUCCGGCCCUCGGUGCUGGUUCCCCUUCACAACCCGAUGACGGCGAUUCCAAUGCUCGGUCCAGCCGCCCAGGACAGUCCGGUUUUGCCCAGCGACUGAUGAGCAAGUACGGAUGGACCAAAGGCAGCGGCCUGGGCGCUGAUGAGUCGGGAAUUAUAAACCCUCUCCACGUACAGGUUGAGAAACGACGGAAGAAAGCCGAUGCCGAUGGCGGAGGUUGGGCUGAACCAGGCAGCAAGGGUAAAAUUAUCGGAGGAAAGCGCAAGAUUGAGAGCACAGGCAGAUUUGGUACUAUGAGUGAUGUGAUAGUACUCAAGAACAUGCUAGAGAAUAUGGCCAACCUGCAGGAAGAGAUCGCAGGAGGUCUAGGACAAGAAAUAGGAGAAGAGUGUGGAGAGAAGUACGGACGCGUGGAGAGAUUAUACAUCGACCAAGACAGCCGCAAAGUCUUUAUCAAGUUCACAAACCAGGUUUCGGCACUCAGAGCCGUGAACGAAUUAGACGGUCGUGUCUUUAACGGCAAUACGAUCUUACCAGAGUUUUAUGACACGGAGAAGUUUGAACAAGGGAUAUACAACAGGUAG
Molecule: messenger RNA, 1446 nt
Organism: Fusarium pseudograminearum CS3096
Lineage: Eukaryota; Fungi; Ascomycota; Sordariomycetes; Hypocreales; Nectriaceae
Exons: 4
Coding region: 1-1446 (481 amino acids)
Biological process (GO): mRNA cis splicing, via spliceosome
Cellular component (GO): precatalytic spliceosome
Molecular function (GO): RNA binding
Source: RefSeq, a predicted model, not a curated record